GAGAGAGAGAGAGAGAGAGAAGACUCAGACUCAAACACAUUUCUGAUGUCCACGCUCGCUGUGUUCAUCAAUCAUCUUCCAGGAUGGAUCCUGUGGACGGGAAUCUUCUUACCUGUCACCACUUUACUUCUGCUGAUCAUCACUGCGCUCAUCUACAAACUACAGCAAGUGGAGAAGGAGUUGUCGGUGGCUCGGGAUCCUGGAGUAACAGCAUCUCAGCUGUGUCAUGGACAGCGGUACAGAAGCACACGCACAGCAGGACACACCACACACACACGAGCAAAGGACUAACACUAUCUGAUGUUUAUACUCGUGAGACACUUGUGUGUGUGAACAACUGUCCUGACGUACUUUUCACAGUAAUGAUAGAUUUCUCAAAAGAAACCUGUUUGUGUUUCUUAAAGAUGAUGAAAUUCUGACUUGAGAGUACAGACAUACAUUUUGUGUUGUAUUUAACUUCUUAUUUCCUUAUCUUUUAUAUUCUUUAUUUUGUUAUUCAUUUACUUUAUUAGUUAUAGAUGGUAUUGAUUUCUAUCUAGUUAUCAUAUUCUAUACACAACACUACAAACUUAACAAAAUACAAAACCAAUUCUUAUGUGAUUUGAGAUGAAGAGUGCAGGAGAUCAUAAAGCUCCAGAAGACACACGUGUACACAUUCAUUUCUGUCUUGAGUGAGUAAUAACGUGUUAUAACACUGUAACACUUUGCAACAAGGUAAUAUUAGUUAACAUUAGUAAAUGCAUAAGCAAACACUAGCUGACAGUGAACAAUUGAGUUUUUCAUCAUGUAUUACUCUUUGUCAAUGUUACAUCAUGUUAAUACAACUCAUGUUAACAGUGACAAUGUUUGAUUUUAUUAAUGUAUUAGUAAAUGCUGAAAUGAACAUGAAUUGCUAAAUGCUGUAGAAGUGUUGUUCACUGUUAGUUCAUGUUAGCUAAUGCAUUCACUAACUGUUAACAAAUAAAUAGCACCUUAUUGUAAAGUGUUACCAAAAACACUAGACAUGAAAUAAAAUAGUCAGAUAUGGUCUAGAUGGUGGUCUAGUGGGUUAAACCACUGAACUGAUAAAUCAAAGGUUGCUGGUUCGAUCCCAGCAUCCACCACCAGUGUGUCCUUGAGCAAGACACUUUACUCCAUGUUGCUCCAGGGGGAUUGUCCCUGUAAUAAGUGCACUAUAAGUCGCUUUGGAUAAAAGCGUCUGCCAAAUGACUAAAUGUAAAGAUAUUCGUAACAUUCGUGUGUUUGAUUAAAUUGUAGGUUUUGUUUCUUAUUCAGCACGGAUUAAACAUUGGAGAAAUUUUG
This is a messenger RNA of Triplophysa dalaica, 1302 nucleotides long. Its product is annotated as small leucine-rich protein 1-like. The record is from RefSeq and is a predicted model, not a curated record. The transcript has 2 exons. NCBI's taxonomy places the organism in Eukaryota, Metazoa, Chordata, Actinopteri, Cypriniformes, Nemacheilidae. Bases 46 to 291 code for a protein of 81 amino acids.